GAGAGAGAGAGAGAGAGAGAGAGAGAGAGAGAGGAUAGGUACAGUGAAUCUCGAAGCCAGGCCGUCACGGAGAAUGCUUUGGGACUUCGCGCGACUCCCUUGGCGCGGUGUCGUCGGUACGGUAACCAGUUCGGUUUUCCGUCUGGGGAUGUUCGACUUUUGACUUGAGCCGCGGAGAAUGGGCACAGAUGAGGAAGAAAGAGAGAAAUACCUAGAUCGAAGGCGACCAAGGAAACGUAAUCCAUUGGGGUUGCCUUAGCAAGGCUGAUCGUGUUACGUUGGAGACCGGUUACUCGACAUUCUGUGUGGAGUAUGCGGUGACCGUAGUUCCGGAAAACACUACGGCAUCUACAGCUGCGACGGUUGUUCUGGAUUUUUCAAGAGAAGCAUUCAUAAUCAUCGAGAGUAUACCUGCAAGGCACAAGGAGCAUUAAAAGGGCGCUGCCCGAUUGACAAGACUCACAGGAAUCAAUGUCGAGCUUGUCGGUUAGCUAAGUGUUUCAAGGUCAAGAUGAACAAAGAAGCAGUACAACAUGAGCGUGGACCGAGAAAACCGAAACCACCACAUUCGAUCUUUUCGGAGAAGCAACAACAUCAGCAACAACAGUCACCGAUAGUUACACAAAGGACAGGACUUCGUUCUGCUUAUGUUCUUUCACAUCAUAGGUUCAGGUGCGAGCAAAGAUUCACACCUUAUCCUAGACCAAUAGGACUUGCACACAAACCACCGGAAGAGUCAGCAUCUCCAGUACCUUUAACUCAGCCACAGCACCCUCCUACGACAACAACCCUCUAUCAAGCAGCAGCAGCAGCAGCAGCUACAACUGUCUCUCUUGCUCCGCAACAAUCCCUCUUACAGAUCCUGAUAUCUGCUGAGAAGUGUCAGGAACUUGUAUGGAGUACUAGGCUACAAUCGGAAACGGAAUAUUCGUUAGAACAAACGGAUUCUGAGACGAGGCAUAGUCCGACGGGAACCUUGAAGAUUAUUGGUCCAAGUUGGGAAAUGUUCGAGGAGAUCACCGCCAGGCUUCUUUUCAUGGUCGUGAGAUGGGUCAGAUGCUUGCCACCCUUUCAAGCCCUACCAAAGGACGAUCAAUUACUUUUACUCGAACGAUCCUGGACUCAACUUUUUCUUCUACAUCUUGCUCAAUGGAUGAUACCUUGGGAUGUGACAACUUUACUCGACGAUGAACAAGUUAAAAGUCGACUUCCGGUUAAUGACGUUGCUACCAGCCAAGAGUUGGGUAUGAUACAGUCAAUAAUAUAUCGUUUCCGGCGCUUAGCACCUGACGUCUACGAACGUAGCUGUAUAAAAGCUCUAACACUUUUCAUACCAGAAACAGUUGGGCUUCAUGUGGUACAACCCAUUGAGAUGCUACAGGAACAAGUGCAAUGUAUCUUAGAUGAUUAUAUGAGAUCAAGAUAUUCGCCACAGGGUAGAAUCUGUAGUCUGAUGCUGUUGGUUGGUUAUCUAAGAAGUGUUUCCUCGAAAACUGUCGAACGUUUGUUUUUUCACGAGACUAUUGGUGAAAUUCCAAUAUCACGUUUAUUGGUUAAUAUGUAUGAGAUGGAGGAAAGGCAAAUCGAAGUGCAGUAAUUUUGAGAUAAAUUAUUUAUUUUUUUAUUUAAUCGGUUGGAAUCAUUCAA
Molecule: messenger RNA, 1647 nt
Organism: Vespa velutina
Lineage: Eukaryota; Metazoa; Arthropoda; Insecta; Hymenoptera; Vespidae
Product: protein dissatisfaction-like
Exons: 10
Coding region: 512-1597 (361 amino acids)
Biological process (GO): cell differentiation; anatomical structure development; regulation of transcription by RNA polymerase II
Molecular function (GO): nuclear receptor activity; RNA polymerase II cis-regulatory region sequence-specific DNA binding; zinc ion binding
Source: RefSeq, a predicted model, not a curated record